This is a messenger RNA of Carassius carassius (crucian carp), 1627 nucleotides long. Its product is annotated as putative nuclease HARBI1. Lineage: Eukaryota; Metazoa; Chordata; Actinopteri; Cypriniformes; Cyprinidae. The record is from RefSeq and is a predicted model, not a curated record. Bases 335 to 1405 code for a protein of 356 amino acids. The transcript is spliced from 7 exons.
CCAGAUGCUAUACAGUGGGGAAAACCAGCCUGGCAACAUAAGCUCACAAGCUAUCAGAAAGUUGUAUGGCAACCACCUCCGGCGCCAAAUAGAACUGGCAGACAUAGACAUUCAGUACAAGAAGAAAAAGAUGGAAAAUCUUGCACUGGAGUCCGAAAUAAAAAAAGAGGACAAUUAGGAAACUGGACCUUGAAAUAAAAAAACUUGAGAGGGAGCUCCAAGAAGAUGACACAGCUCAAAAUAAAAAUUAGCAAUCAGUACAACCAAGUCAUCGUUAUAAGGCACCGGCCUCUUUUGCCCACCCCCCCAGCACCAGGUGUGGCCACUAGCCUAUAUGAAGGCCCAAAAUUGUUUGUUCCUUUCUGCUCUGACAAUGGCAUGCCCAUUCUUGCGAGAUGUGGUGGAUGAAGAAGCACUUGUGCUGAGGAGAGCCUUCAGGCAAGAAAGGGUCUUCAGGGACCGGUUGGACCCACUGGCCUUCCCUGAUGACCAUCUAUAUGAAAGAUACAGGUUUUCUGCAGAUGGCAUCAGGUAUCUAUGCAGACUACUGGGUCCCAGGAUUAAGCACCGCACUGCGCGGAGCCAUGCACUGAGUGUGGAGCAAAUGGUUUGUGUGGCCUUGCGCUUUUUUGCUAGUGGAGCCUUCCUGUACUCAGUGGGGGAUGCAGAACAGCUGAACAAGGCCACAAUUUGCCGCACAAUAAGGAGUGUGUGUCUGGCUAUCAAAGCAUUAGCAGAUGUCUUCAUCUCCUUCCCUGGCCACAGAAGACUCUGUGACAUCAAAGAGGAGUUCUAUAGGAUUGCAGGUUUCCCCAAUGUCAUUGGUGCAGUGGACUGCACACACAUAAGGAUAAAAGCCCCCUCAGGUGCCCAUGAGGCCGGUUUUGUGAAUAGGAAAUCCUUCCACAGCAUUAAUGUUCAGAUGGUCUGCAAUGCUGACUGUGUGAUCAGCAAUGUCGUGGCAAAAUGGCCUGGCUCAGUCCAUGACUCCAGAAUCUUUCGGGCCUCUGAAAUCUAUCAGUGCCUAUCACAAGGUGAAUUCUCUGGUGUGUUGCUGGGAGACAGGGGGUAUGGCUGCCAGCCUUUUCUCCUGACACCUUUCAGAGACCCCCAGGAAGCACAGCAGGCCUACAACCAUGCCCAUGCCAGGACCAGGGCCAGAGUUGAAAUGACCUUUGGCCUCCUGAAGGCACGCUUUCACUGCCUUCACAAAUUAAGGGUCAGCCCUGUUAGGGCAUGUGAUAUUACUGUGGCUUGUGCUGUCCUCCACAAUGUGGCCUGCCUGAGGAAGGAGAGGGCCCCCAGAGUGCCACCAGCCAUGGACUGGGACAAUCCUGCAAUCUUCCCUGAUGACGACAGUGGUCGGCUGCUGAGGGACCAAUAUGUGUUGAAUUAUUUUAGUUAGUAUGUGUGCUUUCAAUUUUGGUUAAAUAUGUCCUGCGGUGGCAGAGGAAUUUGGGUUUUUUUGGGUUCGUUUUUUUACGAAUUUGGCCUCUUAUGAUGUUUGUGCGGUAUACUGUGUGUAAUACAAGGCUGCAGGGAGGCUACUGCAUCCAUUCAUUUGUCUGUUCAGUUGAUGUGUAUGGAUUUGUCCUGCAUUUAUUUUAGUGUGCAGACAUGCAGGGUG